Messenger RNA from Saccharomyces cerevisiae S288C, 1062 nucleotides. It is a transcript of the gene TAF3, whose product is annotated as Taf3p. The transcript has a single exon. Gene Ontology annotation, cellular component: nucleus. Gene Ontology annotation, molecular function: protein heterodimerization activity. The record is from RefSeq and is marked reviewed. NCBI's taxonomy places the organism in Eukaryota, Fungi, Ascomycota, Saccharomycetes, Saccharomycetales, Saccharomycetaceae. Bases 1 to 1062 code for a protein of 353 amino acids.
AUGACUACAAAUAAUGACUUCUAUUUUGCUCUACUACGCAUAUCUAUUCUCCAAUUAUUGAAGGCACAAGGAUUUGACAGGGCAAGGCCCAGUCUGGUGGAUGUCAUGACCGAUCUCUAUGCAAAAUUCUUGAGUUUGUUAGCAUCAGAGGUCAGUUCUAUCGCUCAGGCAAGAUGUGAUCAGGACGAUACAAUUGCUUUACAAGAUAUAACUCUGGCUCUGGAAAAUCUAGGUAUUGUUAAGCCUACGAACGUUCUGGAUGUCUAUGAUGAAAACUCCGAAUUAUCAAGUUCACGAGGAAUGGAAAAGUUCAAGGACUGGUGUAUUUAUAGUACUCAAUUGACCGACGCGCGAAUAACUGCCUUACCCACAGUAGAAUUACUACAAAGUGAGGAAAAAGAAUCUGAUCCUUUGUCAGCAAUACCUGACUAUCUCAAUCAAUUACUGCAAAACAAGGGUGCGAAACAGAAAUUAGAAACAAAGAAUAGAAAAACAGAGUUGAUAGAAGAUCUAAUAAAUAAUAAUGGAUUAGAUGAUUGGAUCAAAUUAGUCAUUGCUAGACAACGUAUAAACAUGAUUGAAAGAGCUUCCAAAAAAGAAUCUCAAAAUGUACCGGCUUUACCACAUAUUGCAGGCUAUAAAUCUUCCAUUCUAAGCCGCCAUCACCACACUACCAUAACAAACGAAGAUAGGAUGCCUUCGGCGAUGACCCCAAGAGAUGAGGAUGCCUUAACAGAGAUCCAAGAAAAUCCAUUUGUAACUAGCAAACUGCCGAUAAUGAGAAAAGAAAAUAGGUUAGAAAAUAUAACUCUUUCAUUUGAGGAUGAGGAGCUUGAAUCACUUGGCGAAGUGGAAGGCCCUAACCAAAAGUCUCAAGAAAAUAACAAUGAGGAAAGUUUUAAAGAGAACAAUAAAAGUUUAACAGAGUCUCCUCAUGGUGAUGACCGUGACAUAUCAAUGUUUCAAUUCGACUCAAAUGUUGAUACUAAAUGGGCAGAGCAGGAAGAUAUGGACAGCACAUUUCAACGUCGAACCUCACUAGAUUAUGGGGGUUACUUUUAA